UAAGAUUUAUUUAAAAUGUGCGGACGUGGAUGUACUAAAUUUUUCAACAUUGUUUUGAGUUUGACUGGUCUCGGUCUCUCCAUAUACACAUUCUACGUGGAAACCAAGGCCAAGUCUGAUGAAGAAUAUAGUCCCUUGUGUGAUAUUGAUUCCUAUAUUUCCUGUUCUAAAGUUUUUAAAACUAAAUUCGCAAAAGGAUUUGGAAUGGUUGGUGAUCUGGUGGGUGAAGAGCACCCCUUAAACCAACCUAACUGUGUGUAUGGGAUCAUCUUCUACUUGAUCUUCCUCCUCCUCUCCUUCAUCAACAGGAGAUUCAUCGCAACAUUCCAGGUUUUGUUGUCCCUCGGGGCGUGUGGAGUAUCUCUUUACCUGGGAUACCUCCUUUACUUCGUCAUUCAGGCAGCUUGUGUUGUAUGUAUAGCAAGCUACGCGGUCAAUCUACUCUUACUUCUCUUCAGUUUCUGCAAAAGGAGAGCAUUAGCACCUCAACCUCUAAAAGCAGAUAAGUACGGCUACUAUAUACCAACAACUCACAUGCCAACCAACAACAACUUCAAGAAGUUUAUCUAAACAUGGAUUCUAAACCAAAUGCUGAUGAAAUAUGAACGCCUGCUUUUUUUAUUCUGCUUACAACUCGCGCUAUCAUCGGCGUUGAAUCUCAACCUUGUCGUUCUACACUCUAGAGACAAAUAUUGUAUCUUAUAUGUGAUAUUUUACUUCUGUGAUCUUCCUAUACACUCAAAUAAUUAUUUCUAAAAUGUUAUGCAAGACAAAUUUUGAAUUAUAUUUUUUUAUGUGAAGACGA
This is a messenger RNA of Eurytemora carolleeae, 805 nucleotides long. It is a transcript of the gene Vkor, whose product is annotated as vitamin K epoxide reductase complex subunit 1. The record is from RefSeq and is a predicted model, not a curated record. Gene Ontology annotation, molecular function: vitamin-K-epoxide reductase (warfarin-sensitive) activity. The coding region runs from base 16 to 570 and encodes 184 amino acids. The transcript is spliced from 8 exons. Gene Ontology annotation, biological process: peptidyl-glutamic acid carboxylation; vitamin K metabolic process. Lineage: Eukaryota; Metazoa; Arthropoda; Copepoda; Calanoida; Temoridae.